AGCUAGUUACGGUAACAAUAUUUCUCCAAACGCCACCUUUUGAGUUUUGUGCCUCCGCCGUUCCUCACUACAACCUCGUGUGUUAUUUUUCUCUUUGUCAUUUUGUUGGUACUCAUCGACUGGUCGUCACCUUCUUCUUCCUUCUCCUCUCUCUAUCCCCCUUUCUCUCUCCUCUCUCUUCCUCCGUCGCGGCAACUAUGGCCAACGGUCCAGGUCUCUUCUCCGACAUCGGAAAGCGUCCCAAAGAUCUUCUUACGAGGGAUUACGUCUCAGAUCAGAAGUUUUCAGUUUCAUCAUUCAGCGUCAAUGGCGUGGCAUUCACCUCAACUGCUGUGAAGAAAGGAGGACUUUCAAAUGGAGAUGUGGCUGCCUUGUACAAGUACAAGAACACCGUGAUUGAUGUCAAACUUGACACAGAGUCAAAGAUCUCCACAACCAUCACUAUUGCUGACAUAGUCCCAUCAACAAAAACAAUCGCUUCAUUCAAGAUACCAGAUACAUCUGGUGGCAAGCUGGAGGUUCAAUACUUCCAUAACCAUGCAACAUUUACAUCAGCUGUUGCUUUAAACAAGUCUCCUGUUGUUGAUGUUACGGCUACCCUUGGCACCCCAACUAUUGCCUUUGGUGUAGAAGCUGGUUAUGAUACCACUUCUGGCGACUUUACCAAGUAUACUGCUGGUGUUAAUCUUUCAAAGCCAGAGUCAUGUGCUUCUAUUAUCCUGGGUGAUAAGGGAGAUACUGUUAAGGCAUCAUAUUUGUACCAUUUUGAUCAGCUGAAGAAAAGUGCUGCAGUUGCUGAAAUCAGCAGAAGGUUUUCUACUAAUGAGAAUACUUUCACAGUUGGAGGAUCAUAUGCAAUUGAUCAUUUGACACUUGUCAAGGCAAAACUCAACAACCAUGGGAAACUUGGCACUGUUUUCCAGCACCAGGUCAUUCCUAAAUCAGUGCUCACUGUCGCCAGUGAAUUUGACACCCUGGCCUUGGAUAAAACUCCAAGGUUUGGCUUGGGACUUGCUCUUAAGCUUUGAUAGCCUGAUGCUUUCUUCAGGAAAACGUUUUGCAAUCCAUCUCCUCCCUUUCCCCGUCCCCAUGGGCCUCUGUUCAUUGGAGCUAUUAAUAAGUAGUUAUACAGAUAUAUUCAUUUGUUGGUUCCCUCUGGUUGAGGUUUUGUUGCUAUAAUACAUUGUUGUUGAUACUUGUCUAUAGAUUCGGUUCUGUCCGAUCUACAAGGAGGCAUUGUAAUUUGCCAAGAUAUCUCCUGGUGGCAUUUUUUUAGUUGGAAGAAGCUUUAAUUGUUGAUACUGGUCUUUUUGAAAUUUUGAAUGCAGACAUGAAAUGGAAUAGGUUGUUGGCCUGACUAAAA
Messenger RNA from Chenopodium quinoa (quinoa), 1363 nucleotides. Its product is annotated as mitochondrial outer membrane protein porin 2-like. Gene Ontology annotation, biological process: monoatomic anion transmembrane transport. Bases 198 to 1028 code for a protein of 276 amino acids. Gene Ontology annotation, molecular function: voltage-gated monoatomic anion channel activity. Gene Ontology annotation, cellular component: mitochondrial outer membrane. The record is from RefSeq and is a predicted model, not a curated record. NCBI's taxonomy places the organism in Eukaryota, Viridiplantae, Streptophyta, Magnoliopsida, Caryophyllales, Amaranthaceae. The transcript has 6 exons.